Messenger RNA from Megalops cyprinoides (Indo-Pacific tarpon), 2562 nucleotides. It is a transcript of the gene tlcd1, whose product is annotated as TLC domain containing 1. Bases 49 to 810 code for a protein of 253 amino acids. Gene Ontology annotation, cellular component: plasma membrane. Lineage: Eukaryota; Metazoa; Chordata; Actinopteri; Elopiformes; Megalopidae. Gene Ontology annotation, biological process: phospholipid homeostasis; regulation of membrane lipid distribution; membrane assembly. The transcript is spliced from 4 exons. The record is from RefSeq and is a predicted model, not a curated record.
UAAAAGAAAAGAAAGAGAGAGAGCGCACGAGAGAGAGGGGAGGAGAAGAUGGAGGGCUUGCUGUCUGUAAUGCAGCUACGCCCUGGCUUGUUCGUGGCUGCCUCCUCUCUCAUGUUCAGGGUCGUCCACCGGCUCCUGCAGACCCUGCCUCGUCCCAAAGCUGUGGAGAGCGAUGCGUUUCGCGCCUGGAAGUGGAAGAAUCUCUCUGUGUCCCUGGUGCACUCCCUGCUCACUGGAACCCUGGCCGUCACCUGUAUGGUCCUCUGUCCAGAGAUGCUGUACAAGAUCUACUCCACCUUCACCCCUUUGUCCUACCUUCUCAUCUGCAUCUCCACAGGUUACUUCAUACAGGAUGCCUGUGACAUCAUUCUCAGUGGCUAUGCAAAGGGAUCCUGGGAAUUCUUGCUUCAUCACUCUCUGGUGAUCUGGUGUUUCCUGUACGCGCUGUACACACGGCACUACGUGGCGGGAGCGGUGAUCGCCCUCUUCGUGGAGGUGAACAGCGUCUUCCUGCACACGCGGCUGCUGCUCAAACUGGCGGGGGCGCAGUCGACGCCUCUCUACACCCUCAACAAGCUCAUCAACCUCUUCACCUACGUCUCCUUCCGCCUCAGCGCGCAGUUCUACAUCACCUGGUACAUCCUGCACAACUACUCCUGGCUGGACCACGGCGGCUACUUCCUGUCCACCAUGGUGCUGAUGAACAUCAUGAUUCUCAUCUACUUCUACCGGCUGCUGCGCGCCGACUUCUUCCCCAGCCGCAAGGUGCACCCGGUCCAAAAUGGCUCCACGAAGUUCCUCAAGGACUGAUUAGGGGGCUGGACCCGGACUCUUCCACGCAUUACCUCUACCCCACCUUGUCAUAUUGAAUUGACCACUCCUCCUGUACCACUAGUUAACCUUGCGGUUAGAGAACAGUGACUCCUACAGCCUUCCCACAAAUUGACUGCAUACUUCAGCAGUGUUUGUGGUUGCUAGCUCCAGAACAGGACGUUAAUGCCCUCCCUCUGUGUAUGAACUAACACACGCUGAAAAUAAUCCUUCAGCUGUCUCUGACCAAGGCAUAAUGGUGUCCAGUACCGGCAAUCUCAGAUUUUGCUACCUUCUCUACAGUUGCUUUGCACAACUACAGCCAAAAACAAAGUAUGUAUCAGCAGUAGUAUCCCAAGUCAAGGGGACCAACUGGGGUACAGUUCUGCUCCUUUCAAGGUGUCUUGAAAGCUGACAGCACAGCUUCACCCCUAACACACCCCUUCCAAACAAAGCCUGAGGGGACCUCUUAACAUUUACAUAAAGAUGACAGAAUGGCCACUUCAUUCUGGCAAUGAAAACCUUGUUCAUGUUUGUGCAGGUACCAAGAAUUCCUCCCAAGUAUAAAUUCAUACAAUGAUGAUGUAUGUGUAGCGACUUUUACCGAGACAUACCAUUAGAUCAAGACAGUACACAAUGUACUUAUGUGCUUUACAAGUGUAUUGUGUCAGUGUGUUUCUAGCUUAAUAGAAAAGUAGGAUAAGAAAAUUUAAUACUUGUGUUUUUACAAAUUUUUAAGAAUUAGGCAACAUUAGUACCAGAGGCAAAGAUUGCCUGACUACAUCAGACAGCAAAGUUUUUCCUCCCAAACACCACCUCUACUCUUUAGUUGCCAAGUUAGUUACCAAGAUGGUAGAGAACAUUCCAGUGCACAUAUCAGGUGUAUGUACUGUGUUAGUGCAUUGUGGUUUAACAGAAAAGUAGGGUAGGCCUUUGUCUAGAAUUUUUUUAGAAUUGCAUUUCACUGAGUAUGUUUAGGCAAAAUUAGAAUCAGAGGCUAAGCUUGGCCAACUACAUUACAAUAUUUUCUACCCAGGUACUUGUGCUCCUUUGCAAAAAGCCAUGUUGAGAAGCCUCCUAAAAUGCCACAACCUAUUCAUCUUCCGCACAAAGUUGAAAAAAACCAGUGACUCUUUCCAAAGGCAUGCUCAGUGCUGUCACUCAAAGGGAAGUCAAGACAAUUUACAUACAGCAACAUCCACACCAAACUUUUAAGAUUAUUGUAUAAUUCUUUACAAGCUACAAGUACAUUUUGGAUAACCUCAAGAAAAAUUUAAUUCUGCAUACUGUAAUCACCCUCAAAGUACAUAAUACAUUAACAGACUACUAUUCAGUAGUACCACUAAUAUAAAAAUACUAUUUUUUUAGAGGUAGACUGUCCUCAAUCCAGUUAAAACAACUUGCAACUGAGCAGUGUUCAGAUGAAUGCGCCGACUUCACUUAAACACUACAACAAAAACCAAAUUCAUUCCAACUUUGGCGAUAUAUGAACAUAACUGCCAGUCCAUCAUUUGGGAUUCUGUGAACAUUUCAUAGUAGAUGAAAGUCAGAUUAAUCUAAGAAACUGAAGUAUGCCAACGUGGCAAGUGAGACAAAACUUGAAUCCCGUGAUAAUCCUGCAACCAUUUAAACUAUUCCUAUCUGAAUUAUGAAGCAAAAUCUGCUGGGUGUGGACAAUUGUACAUCAGCUGUGGAAUGUUUUCAUUACCGUUGUACAAAAUUAGACCCACAGCAGUGUAUUAAAUGUAAAGG